This is a messenger RNA of Megalobrama amblycephala (Wuchang bream), 5979 nucleotides long. It is a transcript of the gene gnao1a, whose product is annotated as guanine nucleotide binding protein (G protein), alpha activating activity polypeptide O, a. Gene Ontology annotation, molecular function: GTP binding; G protein-coupled serotonin receptor binding; GTPase activity. The coding region runs from base 636 to 1700 and encodes 354 amino acids. The record is from RefSeq and is a predicted model, not a curated record. Lineage: Eukaryota; Metazoa; Chordata; Actinopteri; Cypriniformes; Xenocyprididae. The transcript has 8 exons. Gene Ontology annotation, cellular component: heterotrimeric G-protein complex. Gene Ontology annotation, biological process: G protein-coupled dopamine receptor signaling pathway; adenylate cyclase-modulating G protein-coupled receptor signaling pathway.
GGCCACACCUUUCUGUGAUUCUUCCUGUGGCCAGGGCCCGCUCAUCGGCUUUAAAUCAUCCGUUUCCCACAGAAACACAACACCGAUCCCGUAUAGUCGUGCAUACACACCGUUUAACAGCGUUCGCGUUGCGUCAAAUACCAAGAGAAGCGCAUUUAUUCCGCCUACAGAUAACGCCAUAAAUCUAGCUGUAGUUAUAGCGGUGCGCGAUUCGAAUGCUCGCUCGUGCGCGCGCGCUCUGUCUCUCUCCUUCUCUGCUCCUGACGUCAGCGAGAUUGUCUGAGAGCGUCGAGCCCAGCGCGUUCUCUCUCCAUACUGACCCUCCAUUGUGAGCACGCUAACGAUGCCAGCGCUCGCAGCAGUCGCCGCCGCCGCCCAGUAGAGACCUCCCAGCCCGAGGACCGAGCACCACGACCCCGUUACACAGACCGAGAGCGCGCGCCAGAGACUUAUGUUCCAGCCCAACGUUGUCUUUUGCGGGAUUUAAUGCUCUAGCUAGUCGCCGACAGGGAGAGAGAGUGUGUGUGUGAGAGAGAGGGAUAGGGACAGCCAUAGAGAGGAAUAAGGAAGAAACACCGAGGAUAUUUCUCACCCGGACCAUUUUGGAGAUAAAAAGAGCCAAGGUUCAUCUAGCCAUGGGAUGUACACUGAGCGCAGAGGAAAGAGCGGCUCUGGACAGGAGCAAAGCCAUCGAGAAAAACCUCAAAGAAGACGGAAUCACUGCUGCUAAAGAUGUGAAAUUGCUCCUGCUAGGGGCCGGGGAAUCUGGGAAAAGUACCAUCGUGAAACAGAUGAAGAUUAUCCAUGAGGACGGUUUCUCCGGUGAUGAUGUGAAGCAGUAUAAGCCAGUGGUCUACAGCAACACCAUCCAGUCUCUGGCUGCUAUCGUGCGUGCCAUGGACACACUGGGGCUGGAGUACGGAGACAAGGAGCGUAAAGCUGAUGCUAAGAUGGUCUGUGAUGUUGUGAGCCGUAUGGAGGAUACCGAGCCCUACUCUCCGGAGCUGCUGUCCGCCAUGAUCCGCCUGUGGUCUGAUUCAGGCAUCCAGGAGUGCUUCAGCCGUGCCCGCGAGUACCAGCUCAAUGACUCCGCCCAAUACUACUUAGACAGUUUAGACAGGAUCGGUGCUGCAGACUACCAGCCCACAGAGCAGGACAUUCUGCGAACUCGAGUGAAGACCACCGGGAUUGUAGAAACCCACUUCACCUUCAAGAACCUGCACUUCAGGCUGUUUGAUGUGGGAGGUCAGAGGUCGGAGAGGAAGAAAUGGAUCCACUGCUUUGAGGACGUGACCGCCAUUAUCUUCUGUGUGGCUCUGAGUGGAUACGACCAGGUGCUCCAUGAAGACGAGACCACGAACCGCAUGCAUGAGUCCAUGAAGCUGUUUGACAGCAUCUGCAACAACAAAUGGUUCACAAACACCUCCAUCAUUCUCUUUCUCAACAAGAAGGACAUAUUUGAGGAGAAAAUUAAGAAAUCUCCCUUAAGUAUCUGCUUCCCAGAGUACACAGGUUUGGACACGUUCACGGAAGCGGUGAACUACAUUCAGUCCCAGUACGAGAGUAAGAACAAGUCAGUUGACAAGGAGAUCUACUCGCACAUCACCUGUGCCACAGACACAGACAACAUUCAGUUUGUCUUCGACGCCGUCACUGAUGUCAUCAUCGCUAACAACCUGCGCUUCUGUGGUCUUUACUAACUCACAGUGAUGCCCAGCUCUUUUACAGCCCCACCAUACAGUGACGACUACUGUCGGAUAUGUGACAUUUUGUCUUUGUUUUAUACUUUUAAUUGUCUCCAUUGGUGUCCUUUUGAUGUCCUUUUAUAAGGUGAGAACUGACUCAAAUCUGGUAAUAGUUGUCACAGAGCUGAUCUUUAAUUCAUGUGCUAAAUUUUAACUGAAGUUCUGAACUCAGCUAUUGUUUCAGGUACAUUGUUACAAAUACAGGAAUGUGCUUUGAUGAAUGUCCUUCCUGGUGUGUAAGAGAGAGGUCAGGAGAUAUUUUGAGGAAAAUUGGUGCCAAACUUCCACUACUUGCUACGUUUAUCCUAUUGUAAAUGAGCUUGUAAAUUCAGACCUGUCCUCUCGUCCUUAUUGCAUGGUAUGCAGAUUAAUGAUACCAGAUUCAAUGAGGUUAUAUGGCAAUAUUUUAAAUUAUGUUAGUGAUUAUGAAGGUGGCACUAUAAGGAGUUUCUAUACACACACUUUUCAGAUUAAUGCAGUUUGGAUAUGAAUUCCACGAAUAUUCACAAGCUGGCUCAUAUUACAUGUGUUCUGAGUUGGCAUCUCAGAGUGUUGAUGAAACACUAGGCUUGACAUUUACUUGGCAUUUAGAAGAGAGUGCAAAUGUCCGAUGCCCUGAGCCAAACCACAAAAAUGUUAGCCCCUUAGCAUUCAAAAAAAAAAACACAACAGGACGUGUUACUCUUCAAAAUUGGAUUUUGGACCUUUUAAACCAGACUCCCAGGAUAUUUACAAAAUACACUGUAUGUCUUUUUAUCAGCCUUUUGUAUGGUGUUGAGAACAGAUAAAGAUGAUUUAUAACUACAUAUCACAAUAUCAUAUUCAUCAGACUGAAAUUAAAUAACACACUAUAAACAGUAUAUAUACAGUAAUAGUCGAAAGUGUUGUCCGGCCUAGGGAAACUGACAUCUUCAACCUUUAUUCAACUUAUUCAACAAAAAUUUGUUAUAGAUUUUGUAAGCAUAUUGUGUAGUAGUGCUUGGAGUCUUUUAUUUGUGAUGACACAAUGAAACAUGCCAAAUUGUGUGGACAUCAUUUUUUGGCAGGCUGUCAUACAAAGAAAUUAUGAACACAUUCAAAAUCAAGAGAGAGUUGUAGGCAAGGCAAGGCAAGUUUAUUUAUAUAGCACAUUUCAUACCCAAAAGUGCUUUACAUAAAAGGGAAUUAAGACAAUCGUAAAAUAAUCACAACAGAUGCACAAGAAAUAAAAAUAUCAUGCAUAAGACAUUUAAAUAACAAUAAAAACAGAGAAUAAAAUUAUUUGGUCAAUAUGCUUUUUCCUGAUAGCUUUUUUUCUAUGCUUUUUUUUUUUUUUUGCAUAGUAUAUAAAAUAUUUUCUUCACAUUUUGAUGGUUUGAUUGAACUUGUAGGGUCAUUAAAAACAAACCCCCAAACCAAUCCCCUCUGGACAUCACUUUUGGCCAUUAUUGCAUUUAUACACUAACAUAUAGUGCUGUGAAUCAAUUAAAAAAAUGAACUAAUGUCACAUUUUUCUGUAAUUAAUCGCAAUUUAUUAAUAGCAACUUUAAUAUUUGUAAAAUAUUUUUAUAUUGUAAUACACAUUUUCACAUUGAAUCUCCAAAUUAAUGUAGAAUGAUCAUAAAGAUUGUAUAUUUGUUUAUUGACAUCUUUUUACUGAGUGCCAUGAAUGAAGGCCAGUAUCACUGAUACCAGUACUGCUACUGAUGUCGCUAUUAAAUUGAUUUUUUUUCUUAAUUUCUGGAGAUGAAAUAAGUAAUGAUAGCCAUUCAAUAUUACAGUAUAAUUGAAAGCCAUAAUUUUUAGAUGUGCCUUUUAAAAUAUAUAUAUAUAUAUAUAUAUAUAUAUAUAUAUAUAUAUAUAUACUCAAAAAAAAAAAAUGAAUGCUUGAUGUAAGUCUCUUAUGCUUACCACUGCUGCAUUUAUUUGAUCAAAAGUAAAAGCAGUAAAAUUGUGAAAUAUUAGCACAGUUUGGAAAAAAAUAUUUUCUACUGUAAUACUACUUUUUUUUCAGGUUACUUUGAUGAAUAGAAAGUACAAAAGAACAGCAGUUAUUUAAAAAUUUGUGUAACAAUGUAAAAUUCUUUACUGUCACUUUUGAUCAAUUUAAUGCAUUCUUGCUGAAUAAUAGUAUUAAUUCCUUUCAUAAAAAAUCGUACUGACCACAAACUUUUGAACGGUAUACACACACAUACAAAUAACAGCAGAAUCACACACACCUGCAACAACUGGAGAAGUAUGCCUUAUAUCAGUAUGACUGAAGUGAUCAACUCACUGAGCUGUCUCACCACACAUUGCUGUUUUGUGUAAUUCAUUCUGCUUUAUUAUCUAUCUUGCUUGAUUAACUGCUCACAGUACGCAGUAAGGCUAGUCAUAUCAAGGGGCAAGACAGUUCUAACAAGAGCAACAAGCUGUGCUAUUAGUCAUUGCAGGAAUAUGACUAACAGGAACUGAAUGGACCGGAGCUAAAGAGACUGAUGAGCUGUUGCUUGCUCUAGAAUAGGCAGACACAUGCAUUGCAUUGAACUGAGGCCUUGACAAUUAGGCCUGCUUUGAGUCUCUGUGUAUGUGAAAAUACAAAUCUGUAAUUGACAAUAAUUCACAGUGCCAUGGAUGUUUGCUGCUAUGGAUGUAUGUGUACAGCACUUUUAAUCUUCAUCUCUCUAAACGAUCACUUUAGUCAGUGUGUGUGAAUAAUACAGCAACUUUCAGGGAGGAUGACAACUUAAAAUGGAUUUUUUUUUUUUUUUCAAAUGUCUGAGUUAUUAAAUGUAAACGAAAAGAUUUUUCUUGUGGAACAAAUUGGGUUUACACUUUAUUUUGAUGGUCCACUUUAGACAUUCUAAUAACUGUAAGUAACUUUGCAACAACUAUAAGUUCUGUCAUGGAACUCUAGAUGGCGCAGGCUAAUAGGUCCUUUAACUCAACCUGCUCGUAAUCACUUCGUUAUCUAUAGGGCACAGCUGAUUGGUUCCUGCUGUAUCAGUAGCCAAUGAGCUUGCAUGCUCAAUCUUCAAAAUACUUGGGUAGCAUUUGCCUUAGCAGUGCUGCGGUGCAGAGUAUUAGACAGUCUACUAAUGCUCUAAUGAAAGUUAGUUGACAUGUAUUUGCAAGUUACUUAUAGUUAGUCUAAGGUGGACCAUCGAAAUAAAGUGUAACCUAAAUUGAAAUUUGGCACCUGUAGUGCCAAUAAUGUUUUUUUUUUAAUACCGAGACUCCCUCAGCCUUUUGCUUUGACUGCCAUUGGGGUGUUCGAGCUUAAUAAUUUGCACCCUGACUUCAGAAAACAUCAUAUUAUGUGACCUUUAAACAUCAGUCAGUUAUUACCUACUGUUAAUCUAUAAGAAAUGCGACUGAAUCCAAUCAUUUACUUCAGACAGCCAAAAGGACAGUGAUUCCUUUCAUACAGAAAAGCCAAAACAGUAACCAAUUGUGCAUUUGGUUUAAUUAGACCUUAUAUGAGGGAUUCAUUGAUGUAAUGCAAAACAUGCUGAAUUGUGCCAACUCUAAGCAGUUAUGUGUACUAUUAAGGCCAGUGUCAGUACUAAGCACUUUUCAGCCAUUGUUCAAGUCCAUUAUUGGUCAGUUUACAUAUUAUUGGUCAGUGCAUAUUGUGACUUUCAUUCUAGACACCAAAAAAGGGCCUAAAGGGAAAACGCUUUUUAGUAAAGGCCUUUGACUUUAAUCCCAGAUUGAUCAGACAUACUCUUUGGAUUAGUAUUUUAAAGAAUGUCAGGUAACAGGACGGAUGGAUGGCUAAUGUACAUCAAUUGUCAGCUCAGACACAUGGGUAAUUAGGUCAGUGGCCAAGGUAAAGAAACUCAAGGGCAAUUGAGUCUGUCCGUUGCUGAGGGACAAAGGCCAAUUUGUUCCCUGGCCUUUAGCCGUAGUACAAAUAGCUAUGAGUGAUAUAUCCAGAAUCAUUUCAUCAGACUGGCAAAUGUAAUAAGUUCAAGCGGUACGUUAUGCUAAUGUAGCAAAAUUUACUUAAAAUGGUACUUAUGAAUGAAAUAGUGCAUAGUAGUAUUUAAUUCAUAUUUGUUUCUGAUUAAAUACAGCAGGACUCAGCAGACGGGAGCCAUAUUCUCCCAUCAAACAUCUUACUGUAAUCCUACCAUUCAUCACUUUUUGUUUGUUUGUUGUUGUCAGAUUGCUGUAAUUAUUGUUUGUAUGUGUGUCUCACUGCUGUGAUUAUUUAUUGAACAAUGGCUGUCUAUUUAUAUGACAUGAAUGAAUAAAGUAGUCAUGAAAUCCA